Molecule: messenger RNA, 3641 nt
Organism: Salvelinus fontinalis (brook trout)
Lineage: Eukaryota; Metazoa; Chordata; Actinopteri; Salmoniformes; Salmonidae
Product: rhodopsin kinase grk7a-like
Exons: 4
Coding region: 347-1993 (548 amino acids)
Biological process (GO): regulation of signal transduction; protein phosphorylation; signal transduction
Cellular component (GO): cytoplasm
Molecular function (GO): ATP binding; rhodopsin kinase activity
Source: RefSeq, a predicted model, not a curated record
AUCUAAGUUGGUAGCUCGCUAAAUAUAGACUGACAAAAGCUUCUUAAGUAAGAAACCACAUGCUCCUUUCCGUGAGCAGCGCCCAUGAAUGAGCACACAAACACUUAAGAGAAAAUCCCUUGUGCUUUUUAAUUCUAGAUGAAGCAUUACGUGAUUGAGUCAGAGAAUGUCUUCUGGUGUGGCGCAGAUGUCGGAGCUGCUCAGUCACACUAGGGACCUGGAGAAAAUUGGACACACUACAGGGAAAGAACAUAGUCUUAGCACCCACUUCCAGCACCUUAGUAGCCUUAGCUCCCUGCUCAGCCAUACGGUGUAGGAGGGACAACCCAACACAGCAGCAGCCAACAUGUGUGACAUGGGGGGAUUGGAUAAUCUGGUGGCGAACACGGCCUACCUUAAGGGGGGCGACGAAAAGGAGAUGAGGAAGAGGCGGCGCAGCCUGUCCCUGCCCAAGCCAGAACAGUGCGUGUCCAUCCGCGCCGCAGUGGGGAAAGAAUUUGAGAUGCUCUGCGAGAGGCAGCCCAUAGGGAAGAAGUUCUUCCGGAAGUUCCUCCUGGAGUCCAACCCGCAGUACGUGGCAGCUGCAGAGUUCCUGGAUGAGCUAAUCGAUUGGGAUUUGGCGGAAGGCGCUGGCAAAGAUAAGUUGAGGACGAACAUAAUCAACAAGUUCUGCAAGGCUGACUCCAAGAGCUUCCUGUCCUACCUGACAGGAGAGGUAGCGGACAAGUGCAAGGCGGUGUCGGACAAUGAUUUUGAAGACGUGAUGAUGGGCAAGGUGAAGGAUGCCACACGGGAGUACCUGAAGGAAAAGCCCUUCACAGAGUACCAGACCAGCCCUAACUUUGACAAGUUCCUGCAGUGGAAAGAGUACGAGAAACAGAAAAUCACAGAUAAGUAUUUUCAUGAGUUCAGGACCCUUGGAAAGGGAGGCUUUGGAGAGGUGUGUGCCGUGCAGGUGAAGAACUCAGGGCAGAUGUACGCCUGCAAAAAGCUAUGCAAGAAGCGUCUGAAGCAGAAGAAUGGUGAAGGCAUGGCACUACUGGAGAAGCAGAUCCUGGAGAAGGUCAACAGCCUGUUCCUGGUGAACCUGUCCUAUGCCUACGACACUAAGACCCACCUGUGUCUCGUCAUGACCCUGAUGAAUGGCGGCGACCUCCGGUACCACAUCUACAACAUUGGCGAAAAAGGCCUAGAAAUAGACCGCAUCAAUUACUACAUUGCGCAGGUCACCACAGGAAUCCUCCACCUGCACGCCAUGGAUAUAGCAUACAGAGACAUGAAGCCAGAGAACGUGCUACUGGACAGCUUCGGCCAAUGUCGACUCUCGGAUCUGGGGUUGGCCGUGGAGCUCCCUGGCGAAAAGACCAUCAAUCAAAAGGCUGGCACAAGUGGCUACAUGGCCCCAGAGAUCCUGAAGAAAGAGCCUUACCGGAUGUCAGUGGACUGGUGGGCACUGGGCUGCAGUAUCUACGAGAUGGUGUCAGCUCGCCUGCCCUUCAAGGACUAUAAGGAGAAGGUACAGAAGGAGGAGGUGGCACGGCGCACCCUUGAGGAUGAAUGCAAGUACGAGCACAAGAACUUUGACGAGGGCACCAAAACCAUCAUUGACCUCUUCCUCAAGAAGAAAAUUGACGAGCGUCUGGGAUGCAGGACCAAGAACGAAGACCCAAGGAAGCAUGAGUGGUUCAAGAGCAUUAACUUCCCUCGACUGGAGGCGGGACUGAUUGACCCACCCUGGGUUCCCAAGCCCAACGUGGUCUACGCCAAAGACACGGGGGACAUCAAAGACUUCUCAGAGAUCAAGGGCAUUGUGUUUGACGACAAAGAUGACAAAUUCUUCAAGGAAUUCAACACGGGGGCGGUGCCCAUUGCUUGGCAACAGGAAAUGAUUGACAGCGGACUUUUUGACGAGCUGAACGACCCCAACAGGAAAGAGUCGGCUGCUGGAUUUGACGACGAGGAGAAGAAAUCUAAAUCCUGCACGCUUUUAUAAAAGCCCCUCUAUACUAUAGUUAGGACUUUUGUAAUUUUCAAAGCUAUCACAUUAAGAACAUUGUGACGAUAAUCGUAUCCACAAGAAAGGUGUGAAGUGGUAGUAAAAUCCAGGGCCAGGUCAAGAAACAUAUUUCCACCACUUCACACCUUUUUUUUGUGGAUAUCAAAUCAAAUGUAUUUAUUUAGCCCUUCUUACAUCAGCUGAUAUAUUAAAGUGCUGUACAGAAACCCAGCCUAAAACCCCAAACAGCAAACAAUGCAGGUGUAGAAACACGGUGGCUAGGAAAAUCUCCCUAGAAAGGCCAAAACCAGAGGAACCAGGUUAUGAGGGGUAGCCAGUCCUCUUCUGCCUGUGCCGGGUGGAGAUUAUAACAGAACAUGGCCAAGAUGUUAAAAUAUUCCUAAAUGACCAGCACGGUCAAAUAAUAGUCAUCACAGUGAACAGGUCAGGGUUCCAUAGCCGCAGGCAGAACAGUUGAAACUGGAGCAGCAGCACAGCCAGGUGGACUGGGGACAACAAGGAGUCAUCAUGCCAGGUAGUCCUGAGGCAUGGUCCUUGGGCUCAGGUCCUCCGAGAGAGAAAGAGAGAAUUAGAGAGAGCAUACUUAAAUUCACACAGGACACCGGAUAAGACAGGAGAAAUACUCCAGAUAUAACAGACUGACCCUAGCCCCCGCAGCAUAAAUACUGGAGGCUGAGACAGGAGGGGUCAGGAGACACUGUGGCUCCAUCCGAUGAUACCCAUGGAGGCCAAACAGGCAGGAUAUAACCACACCCACUUUGCCAAAGCACAGCCCCACACCACUAGAGGGAUAUCUUCAACCACCAACUUACCAUCCUGAGACAAGGCCGAGUAUAGCCCACAAAGAUCUCCGCCACGGCACAACCCAAGGGGAGAUAUGAUUCUUCCUGCUCUCCUACAUUGUAAUGAUCAUGAUAAACCACAGCACUUACGAUGAUAUCAGCAAUCGAUAAGGUGCUAUAGAGUCAUUUUGCCUAUAUCAUUGGGCAGAGUCCGUGUCUGUGGUAUAAUCAACAGCAAAGAGGUAGACUAGAGCCAGAAUGGGGACUGUGCUUUACAGGCACUGUCAGAGUUGCAGUAGCAGGCUUCUACCACAAGGUGUCCUCAGAUAUCUAGAUAUGUGGAUAUUCACAAAACCAUCUCCUCCUAUAUUGACCUGCGUAACAUCUUUCCUUUUUUAAAUGCUUAUGGUAAGAUCACCUGUUACUUUUUUUGUGAGUUGUGGUUUUAUUGGAUUGCAAUGCUUUGACUCUUAAAACCUUAGAGAGCAUUAACUCUCACUCCUUCACAAGUCUAUCCCAAUGACCAACAAACUCCCAAACCAUAUUUUAACAAAUCUAUAAAUAAAAGUAAAAUGGAUCUCACUGUGUUCAGUCUUAUAAGCUAUAUUUAAUAGUAUUAUGUAGGGAUUAUUUCAAGGGCACUAUAACAAUGUAUAUGCUAACUUAUUUUCACCCAUUAGUUACAUUUAAAGGCCCAAUGCAGAUGUUUAUAUAUCAAUAUCAAAUUAUUUCUGGGUAAUCAUUUGUGUACCUUACUGUAAUAGUAUAAACACUUAUGUACCUUACUGUAAUAGUAUUACAUUAAAAUGGACAAAAAUAGCAUUUUAGCAAAUAACUAUUUC